Nymphaea colorata (pocket water lily) is the source of this 3200-nucleotide messenger RNA. RefSeq lists its product as uncharacterized. The coding region runs from base 1008 to 2801 and encodes 597 amino acids. NCBI's taxonomy places the organism in Eukaryota, Viridiplantae, Streptophyta, Magnoliopsida, Nymphaeales, Nymphaeaceae. The record is from RefSeq and is a predicted model, not a curated record. The transcript has 11 exons.
CCCACGGAUGACUGACUUCUUGUUUCAACGAUCUCUCUCUCUUCUGUCUCUCGCGUGUCUCUCGGGAUCAUUAGUUCUCCUGUUUUCCGCGCCAUACGGACGCGUAUCUUUCCUUACCUCACUUCAUGGGAGAAAAAAAGGAGAGAGAGGAGAAUCCAUCGCCUGCCCUUCACCGGUACCUUCCAUUUCUAACCUUGGACGGAAAUAACCGACAGAGGAACAAGAGAAAGCCAGGUGACGCAGAGGUAGACAGACAUACAUGAGAUUGAGAGAGAGAGACAUUGUAAGAGUAUGAGUUUUUCCAUCGUCUUCUCUUUUUAGAGAUUAAUAUUAAAUAGGAAGGUGGUGGUGGUCAUGGUGGUAGUGGGGGAAACGCAUCAGCUUCUGUUUCCCCCACUCUUAACUGCAGUGCCUGAAGUCUGAGCCCCCUCUUCCCCAUUUUCAAGUCCAAUCCUCGCUCUCUCUCUCUCGCUCGUUACAUCAAUCACCCUUCUCUCUCCUUACCGAACCCACCACCAACCUCUCUCUCUCUCUCUCUCUCUCUCUCUUUUCACGUUCAAAACCGAACGUCACGUUUUGUUGCCAUUUCCCAAUUCCCAGCUUUAGCUAGAGAGCCACUUCAGGCCGUUCCCAGACAACCUUCCCCCACUUUUUGCCUCUUCCCCUCUCUCUCUCUCUCUCUCCCGUCGGCGAAAACCAAUGUCAUCGUCUUUUUGCAGAGCUCUCUGUCUGGCGCUUUGUUUGUCUGCAUCAAGUGCGGAAGCAGGCAUGAAUUUUCUCUGAGUUUCUACAUGCUGAUAUGAAGGUAUCUGCUCAUGUAGUGAUUUCGAGGUCGUUUUGGUUCCCGCUUGCAGACGACGCGAUAGGGCCAUUUCAGGACGCUGUCGACUAAAGGUUCUGAUUUAUCAAUAGUCUUUAUUGGCUUUCUCUUCUAACCAACAAUGUACCAUAUUGUAUGAGCGAACAUCCUACCCAUAGUCAAAGGUCUUUAAAGUGAUACUCUUACAAUGGGUGGCUGCGUAUCAUCAUCCAAAAGGAAGCCCAGAGCAAGAAAAUACUUCAUCAGGUCCAGACGCUGGAGGAGAAAAGUUUCUGCUUCAUCUCCUGCUGUUUCUCAAGCACGUGUCAAUGAUUCUAUGAAUCCUUUAGCAGAUUUUGCCAUCAAUGAAUUUGUACAGAAGGAUCUUGAGAAAGCUGCGACAGCUCAUGGUAGAACAGAAGUUUCAAAUUUAACGCUCCACCUCACUCAGCUACAGUGGCACAGAGAUCAGAAUGAUGCCAGUGUGGUGCACCAAGAGGAAGCGUGGUUUGAUUCUGUCAGUAUUCUGGAAUCUGAUACCGAUGAAGACUUCUGCAGUGUCUAUGGAGAUUGUUUUCCUACCAUAAACAAUAGCUCAGGAGCUUCACAGGUGCAGUAUGAGAAUGCCCCAUGCUUGGUAGAAGCUAUGGGCAAAAUAGAGGAUUUUCCUGAUGGAGUCCCAAUGUCUUUGACAGUUGAACAAUGUCUUCAAAUGGAUGGAGGAAAACCAGUGUUUUCAAACAAAGAUCAGUCCAAGGAAUUUGAUAGCUUAACAGCUAGGGAUACACAGGGAUAUGACCUUCCAUAUUUAGGUAAAACUGAUGAAGCCAAUGCUAGAAUUUCAGGAACUGAGAUUAAUACACGUAAGAAAAGAUCAUUGGAAGAUGCUUAUGGACAUUGUAGCCCAUUUAAAGAAAAUGCAUCCAACAUAGAAGAGAAAAAUCAUGAUCAAUCACAGAAACAGAGAACAAUAUCUUGCUUGCCAAGAUUAGUCCCAACAGUCAGCUUCAAUGACAAAACACAACCACUAAGUCCUGGCCCUCCAUCUCAGAGGAAAAAGUCAGCAGUUAUCAGAGUAUCUUUCAAGCGGCGGUCUUAUGAUGGAGAUGACACAACAGUCAUGACGGAAAUCUGUGCCUCCAAGAAGUUCCUGUAUCAUCCUAGAGCAGGAUUCCAGAUUCCGUGCUCAUCAGGGGAAAAGCAAGCUCAGGGUUGCUGGUCUCAUCUUGAACCCUCUGUCUUCAAGCUUCGGAGUGAGAAUUAUUUCAGAGAUAAGAAAAAGAGUCCUGCUCCAAAUUAUGCUCCAUUUUCUCCAUUUGGGGUUGAUCUUUUUACGUCUUCACAGAAGAUACAUCACAUUGCUCAGUAUCUUGAGCUUCCAUGUGUGAAACCUCAUGGAGGAAUGCCUUCUAUCCUCGUUGUUAACAUUCAGCUUCCUACAUAUCCAGCUGCUAUGUUCCUAGGUGACAGUGAUGGUGAAGGCAUGAGCCUUGUAUUAUAUUUUAAAAUAUCUGAUAGUUUUGAGAAAGACAUUUCACCACAUUUUCAGGAAAGCAUUAAGAAAUUAAUAGAUGAUGAAACUGAAAAGGUUAAAGGCUUUGCAGUAGAUUCUGUGGUUCCCUUCAGAGAACGACUGAAGAUCAUGGCUCGGGUUGUAAACCCAGAUGAGCUUCACCUGAACUCUGCUGAGAAGAAACUUGUGCAUGCUUAUAACGAAAAGCCAGUGCUUUCACGGCCUCAACAUUGUUUUUAUAAGGGACCAAACUACUUUGAGAUAGAUCUAGACAUACAUCGUUUCAGCUACAUAUCAAGAAAGGGGCUAGAAGCUUUUCGCGAGCGCUUGAAACAUGGAAUAAUAGACCUGGGCUUGACAAUUCAGGCACAGAAGCCAGAGGAACUUCCCGAGCAAGUCCUCUGCUGUGUGAGACUCAACAAAAUUGAUUUUGUGAAUCACGGCCAGUUACCUGCUCUUGUGACACUUGAUGAAGGUGAAGUUUGCUAAAAGGGCCAUUGACUCGCUAUCUGGCUUCUGAACAUGGCCAUGUGUGAGGCUGACCUUGCUGCUGCUUAUGCCGCCUCUUUGGCUCCAACAAUGUUGGCAUUUGUGAGCGGUAACAUGAGAGCCAAACAAGCCUCCUUGCCUUGUAACCGCCAUCUCUCUUCUUCAGCUUGCCAUUCUUUUCUCUUUGCUGCAUAAGCAGAUGCCCAACAUUUUGCUCCACUAUACAUAUGUAAGUUAUUCGUUCUUCAUAACCCCCUCCCCACAAGCGUUCAUCCCCUUCUUCUGUACUCUUUUCCUCCCCCCGCAUUUUGCCUAUUUCCUUAAAAUGAUAUAUGCUGUAAAUACUGAGCUUCCUGGGGGCCAGGCCCCCGAGCAUUACAAAGGUUUGCUCUUUCUUCA